UGAGCUCAGGUGACACACUGGAGAGCUAUUACAGCCUGCUGCCCUCUCCAGGGACCAUGAUGCCCUGCUGGUUCUGUGUGUGAGUGUGUGAGAGACAGCGGACAGCGAGCAGACGGCUGUCUGUGUCCUGCGGUGUUUGCGUCUCUCUUCUGCAGAGAUGGCUAAUCUCAAACUAAAACAUUGGAUCAGCAUCAGAAUCUGCGCUGUCAUAGUAGCUCUGUUCCUUAUUUAUGCACAAGUUUUUUCUAGACAAAGCCAGUGGAUGCAAACAGAAAAACGAGAGCUCCUGAUGUCCACAGAGAUCCCAGCAGAGGACAUUGACCCUGCCUCUAUAGAUCUUACAGGACUCGUCAACACACUCAUCAAUUCUUCACAACCAGGUUCACAGCAUCUUUUCUCUUUACUCAGUGUGACGUCACACAGUUCACUCUCUCUCCACAAGCUCACGCUGCUGGUCUACAAUAUCUCAAACUUUCAGGACAUUGAGAGCAGUUUAUUUUCCUUGAGAUACUGUUACUGUCUGACAAACAGGACCAAUGACCUCACAGAUUUCACGGCUAUUCUAUUGGAUGUAAUGGGAAAUUCCACCAGUUACCUGCAAGAACUAUUUAAGUCCAACUCUAUACUUUCAGUAAGUCAGAAGAACAGCUCUGAUUGCAUAUAUAUCUGUGUCAUGGCUGGAAAGACAGACAGUGAUUUGUCUCAGCUGUGGGAUAUGGGCUCAGUCACACCUUUGUUUAAUCAGACCAUCACUGAGGAAAUACCCAGAGGCAAUAUGACAUUUCCAAUGCUGCCGUUUGUAGUGUGGCAUGACCUUCCAAACAACAGUGACCUGGUGCUGUGGCCUAAAGCCAGUACAGAUUCCUACAGGAGCAGAGUGUCAACCAGCGACGAAUCCAAAACAGUCUUGCCAACCACUUUCGCAACAAUGACAUCAUCACCCCUUAUUAGCUCGUCAGUAGCCCCUCCCACUACAGUCACUCUGACGACCACUGCUACUGUUUCUAUGACAAACGCAUCCACUAGCCAUCUCACAACUGCUGUGAUAACCCAGCCAAAAGCUGAAACCAUGACAACACAGCCAACAAAAUCACCACACGCGACUGUGACCACGGUAACCUCACAGACCAUCGCUACCAUGGUGACCGCAACAAUUUCACAGCCAACUCAGAGACAAACAACCAUGACAAGCAUCCAGCAGCUUACUAAAGUAUUGCAUACAGAAAAACCAGGAUGCCCAUGGAGAAUGGAGCUACUUCGUCAAGGAAGUGAAAAAGAGGACCUGAAAGAGACCCUUGAAGAGGAGCCGAUCUGGGGCAGGGCGACUAUCAGCUCAGUGAAGCUGCAGCCAUGUGUGUUUGAGCUCUGCAAGUUUUACUCUCAGUGUGUGUGCAGAGGAUUCAGUCACAGAGCAGUAGAGUUACGGAGAUACUGUGUGGACAGCCAUCGCUGGUACGAGAGACAUACAGCAGAGGUUUGCAGUCGAAUGAGGAGAGUCACUUUUUCCAAAAAUCUGAAGCAGAAAUGUCUGGCAAGAAUGUGUGUGAAGAUAUAAGACAAGAACUGAGAAUCAUUUGCGGUGACAGACAUCUGAACCAUCUGAAAUCCAGAAUGUGUGUGUGUAUGUGUGUGUGUGCGUAAGAGAGAGAAACGUGUUCUGUUAAACAAUGAACUACAUUAAAGCAUCUCUGAAUCUGAAUAGUAGUGUGCAAAUCUAUAGUGUCGACAUUGUACUUUGUCUCUCCUGUCCUGAACACGAAUAAAACCAAACAUAUUUACCC
Pimephales promelas (fathead minnow) is the source of this 1781-nucleotide messenger RNA. RefSeq names its product HHLA1 neighbor of OC90 (gene hhla1). NCBI's taxonomy places the organism in Eukaryota, Metazoa, Chordata, Actinopteri, Cypriniformes, Leuciscidae. The record is from RefSeq and is a predicted model, not a curated record.